This is a messenger RNA of Hyaloperonospora brassicae, 1326 nucleotides long. The record is from the annotation of a GenBank genome assembly. NCBI's taxonomy places the organism in Eukaryota, Oomycota, Peronosporomycetes, Peronosporales, Peronosporaceae.
AUGGAGCGCCCGAUUUGGUCGAGCUUUGCGUGCCUUUGCAACGAAGCAGCGCCGUGGGACGCUGACACGCGACUGGCAGACACGAUCGUGGAAGGUCAAUUGGUGCACCAGCGUCGAGUGAGCCGCAAAUGUUCCUUCUAUGACUUGGCGUCGAUACCCAUGGGACCAACUGGUCAGCGCGAGCGACUGGAAGUGAUCCUCAAGAUCAUUGACGACGAAUUGUCCAUCGACGAGCUCGACGCUAUUCGAUACCGAGUCAAACUUGGCGACAUUGUGCGUGUCCGGGGGUUCCUCGAGCGGCUCGAAGACAAGGCGUCGAUUUUAGUGCAUGCGCGCGAUAUUACUGUCGUUCGGGCGUGGAAAGAAGAGCACCCGGGCAUGACAUUCCUUCCGCUGCCAUCAUCAGUACCUAUCGGUUCAGGUAAAGGGCAACCGCAGUCGCUUGAUCAAGUAACCGAAGACAGCAGUGCUGGCCGCGAGGCGGUAGCAACCACCAGUAAGGAGCACGUCACGACUCGAGGCAUAGUCAACCGGGUGCACUGCAAGUUCUGGAUCAACUCGAAAACCUGUCAACACGGUGACAAGUGCGAGUUUUUCCAUGUCGGCCAUGCCGAGCGCAAAAAGGAGCAUACCCGGUGGCUCGUCGACCGACUGCAGCUCAAGCGCGUUCGAGCUCAGAUCGAUCACGACCCGUUCGAUCCUCACGGGAAAACUGGCAAGCAGCAACGUGCACAAGUGUUUGUCAAGUGGCUCGUUGAGACGUUUGGCGCACCGUUUCUCGCGACAGGAAAAGGCGUCGUCGAUAUCGCAGGAGGACGAGGCAACGUGUCGUUCGAGCUGUGGAACAAGCGGAGACUCCCUUGUACUUUGGUCGAACCGCGUCCGAUGAAGCUGACAAAGCAACAGCACAGAUACUUGCACAAGCAAAAGAAGACACAGGCGCAGCAUGGCGACCCCAACGCACCUCUUACCGAAUCGCUUGUUCCGCAAGUGACGGCACUUUUCAACAUGGACACGUUUCUGGAGCGAGCCGAACACGUUGAGCUCAUCACGCAGGCGUCGCUUCUUCUCGGCGUGCACCCCGACGAAGCCACUGACUCGAUCGUUGAGGUUGCCAUCAAGUUCAAUAAGCCGUUUGCGAUCGUUCCCUGCUGUGUGUUCGGCCAAAAGUUUCCCAACCGCCGACUCGCCGAUGGAAGCAAAGUCGUGUCAUACGGCGACUUGAUUGAGUAUCUUGUUGCAAAGCAUCCGACGAUUGAUAAAGCUUUUCUGCCGUUUGAUGGGAAAAACUUGGUGCUCUUUCGCCGACCACAGUCCAUCGGGUAG